This is a messenger RNA of Castor canadensis (American beaver), 3200 nucleotides long. It is a transcript of the gene Keap1, whose product is annotated as kelch like ECH associated protein 1. Gene Ontology annotation, molecular function: protein binding. Lineage: Eukaryota; Metazoa; Chordata; Mammalia; Rodentia; Castoridae. The record is from RefSeq and is a predicted model, not a curated record.
CUUCGGGCUUCCGGGAAGCGCGGUGCGUGGGUGGCACCACUGCGCCCUGGGCCAACGCCGUGCCCCGGGCAUCCCCACCCUGCUGGACACCUCCGGAGGCGACACGGGGGCCGAGGCCCUUGAGUACCAGUGGUGGCAUUGUGCCCUGUCACUUGGAACCCCAUGCAGCCAGAACCCAAGCCUAGCGGGGCUGGAGCCCUCAGCCGAUUCCUGUGCUCACAGUGCCCUGAGGGGGCAGGGGACGCAGUGAUGUAUGCCUCUACUGAGUGCAAGGCGGAGGUGACCCCCUCCCAGGAUGGCAACCGCACCUUCAGCUACACACUGGAGGACCACACCAAACAGGCCUUCGGUAUCAUGAACGAACUCCGGCUCAGCCAGCAGCUAUGCGACGUGACCCUCCAGGUCAAGUACGAGGACAUCCCAGCCGCCCAGUUCAUGGCCCACAAGGUGGUGCUGGCAUCCUCCAGCCCUGUCUUCAAGGCCAUGUUCACCAACGGGCUGCGAGAGCAGGGCAUGGAGGUCGUGUCCAUUGAGGGCAUCCACCCCCGGGUCAUGGAGCGACUCAUCGAGUUCGCCUACACUGCCUCCAUCUCCAUGGGCGAGAAGUGUGUGCUCCAUGUCAUGAAUGGCGCCGUCAUGUAUCAGAUUGACAGCGUGGUCCGCGCCUGCAGCGACUUCCUGGUGCAGCAGCUGGACCCCAGCAACGCCAUCGGCAUCGCCAACUUUGCUGAGCAGAUUGGCUGCACCGAGCUGCACCAGCGCGCCCGGGAGUACAUCUACAUGCACUUUGGGGAGGUGGCCAAGCAAGAGGAGUUCUUCAACCUGUCCCACUGCCAGCUCGCGACCCUCAUCAGCCGCGACGACCUGAACGUGCGCUGCGAGUCGGAGGUGUUCCACGCGUGCAUCAACUGGGUCAAGUACGACUGCGAGCACCGGCGCUUCUACGUGCAGGCGCUGCUGCGCGCCGUGCGCUGCCACUCGCUCACGCCGCACUUCCUGCAGAUGCAGCUGCAGAAGUGCGAGAUCCUGCAGUCCGACUCGCGCUGCAAGGAUUACCUGGUGAAGAUCUUCCAGGAGCUCACCCUGCACAAGCCCACGCAGGUGAUGCCCUGCCGGGCGCCCAAGGUGGGCCGCCUCAUCUACACGGCCGGCGGCUACUUCCGGCAGUCGCUCAGCUACCUGGAGGCCUACAACCCCAGCAACGGUACCUGGCUGCGGCUGGCCGACCUGCAGGUGCCCCGCAGUGGCCUGGCGGGCUGCGUGGUGGGCGGCCUGCUGUACGCCGUGGGUGGCCGGAACAACUCCCCCGAUGGCAACACCGACUCCAGCGCCCUGGACUGCUACAACCCCAUGACCAAUCAGUGGUCGCCCUGUGCCCCCAUGAGCGUCCCUCGAAACCGCAUCGGAGUCGGGGUCAUUGACGGGCAUAUCUAUGCAGUCGGAGGCUCCCACGGCUGCAUCCACCACAACAGUGUGGAGAGGUAUGAGCCGGAGCGGGAUGAGUGGCACUUAGUGUCCCCGAUGCUGACGAGGAGGAUCGGUGUGGGAGUGGCCGUUCUCAACCGCUUGCUCUAUGCUGUUGGGGGCUUUGACGGGACGAACCGCCUUAACUCGGCGGAGUGCUACUACCCAGAGAGGAACGCGUGGAGGAUGAUCACGCCCAUGAACUCCAUCCGCAGCGGGGCAGGAGUUUGUGUGCUGCACAACUGUAUCUACGCGGCCGGGGGCUACGAUGGCCAGGACCAGCUGAACAGUGUGGAGCGCUAUGACGUGGAGACGGAAAUGUGGACAUUUGUGGCUCCCAUGAAGCAUCGACGCAGUGCCCUGGGGAUCACCGUUCACCAGGGGAGGAUCUAUGUCCUGGGAGGCUACGAUGGUCACACGUUCCUGGACAGCGUGGAGAGCUAUGACCCAGACACAGACACCUGGAGCGAGGUGACCCGCAUGACAUCGGGCCGGAGUGGGGUGGGCGUCGCUGUUACCAUGGAGCCAUGCCGGAAGCAGAUUGACCAACAGAACUGUACCUGUUGAUGGAUUUUUGUUUCUUGGGCAAAGGCGACAAAAAAUGAAAAGGGUCCCCAUCCAAGCAUUGUCAUCUUCACACAAAAACAGGGACAAGAGAAGAGGAGACCACAAAUACCCACCCUCCAGGGAUGAAGGCUGGGAUGACUUUGUGUUCAAAGGACAACUCAAAAGUAAAGAAGACCCUAGAGGGACCUAUCAGUCCCUCAGAGUAGCCCCAGGAGCUGGCUUGGGGAAAGGGCGUGGGAGAAGGACACCAUUCCAAGGGGAGAGGCCCCCCACACUCACUGGCCAGGGACGAAGCCACCAGCAGCCACCACCUCCUUUUGGGUGCCAAGGUCAGGCUGGUUUUGGCACCAUGCAAGUUGGAGUUCGAUUCCAGAUGAAAGAAGGGGCCAGCCAUUGGACAGGUGGUCCCCCCGGGACAGGUCUGUACAUAAAAGCCACUUGGUUCCUCUGCCCUGGACAGUUAUUUUGUUGAUAAGUAACCCUGUAACGUUCCAAUGAAAAUAAAGAACAAACUGGUGUCUUCCACAUGGGCUCCCAGCUGGAGGUCUGAAACCCCAGGACAGAAAGUGCUUUUGCUGAAAUACACUCAGGUCCAUGGCUUUGUACUUGAAACCGGCUUGUUAUCUCUGCUGGUCCCAUUGUGCUAUGUAGGGCGGCUUUCUCCCGUAGCCGGGUCACACAGUUGUCUAUUAGUUUCAGCUGCAUGAGAAACACUGACUGGACUCUGGGAUAUAUCUCCAAGGGCUUCCAGAGGUUCGUUUCACACUUGCUAUGCACUUGACUUUUUGUUUGGUUGUUUUUGAGACAGGGUCUUGUUGUGUGGGCCAGUCUGGCCUUGAACUUGUGAUCCUUCUGCCUGGCUUGGAUCCUUUCUUCUUUUUACCAACCCACCACUUGUGCUGGGGCUGGAAGAAAGAUGAAUGAAUUGUAGGUUCAAGUCUUGGGGAAUUCACUGCUUCUACCAGGUAGCCAAGAGAGGAGAUGCUGGGUUUCUUCCCUGACCCAGAGGCUACCUGGUGACUCCCAUCCUUCAGGUCAGUUGCUCAGUUGUCCUGCAGCCUGCCUCAUUGUGCCCAGAAGGGCUAGUGGAGCGGCUCAAGUGAUAGAGCACCUGCCUAGCAAGCAUGAGGCCCUGAGUUCAAACUCCAGUGACACCAAAAAAAAAAAAA